AUGACGAUGGCAACAUGGAUGAAGAUGACGUCAUUCCCCCAUCUUCUAUAAACAUCAGUGAGUCUUUGGACAGUGAUGUUGUCAUCCAAAGACGGAAGACACGUUGGACACAGCCACCUGCAUCUGCAACUGUGGCUGUGCCUGGAAAAGCUCAUGUGAGAGUGAAAGGGCCAGCUGAGGUUAUCAGCAGAUAUAAAAAAGUCUUGAAAAGCUUCAGCAAAGUCCGCACCAUGACUGAAGCCUUCAGAAUCAAUGGCGUGGACCAGGGAACCAUCAAGAUGACUGCUGCAAUUGCAGAGCUCAACAUCGUGGAUCCUGAAACCUUCAAGACCCUGAAGUAUGAUCCUGCAACUGAGACCCUGCAGUCCUUUGCCAAGAGGUGUGCAACCCACAUUACCCCUGAGAAGAAGAGCAUUCUAGAGGACAUGAAGACCAAAGGCCAACUCCUCCCCUUGUUGAUGAAAUAUUAAAACCUAAGUGAGUUGCUUUGUUCAGUUAAAAAUCUGUUGUAUUGUAUUGGAAAGGGGAAUAUUAACCUGUGCAGAUUUUGUUUUAUCCUUGUUAGUGCACAGGGGAAAUAAAUCACCUGAUGCAGUAAUUAUAGAGCAAGUUUAGGCUGUGA
Molecule: messenger RNA, 622 nt
Organism: Labrus bergylta (ballan wrasse)
Lineage: Eukaryota; Metazoa; Chordata; Actinopteri; Labriformes; Labridae
Product: coiled-coil domain-containing protein 106-like
Cellular component (GO): nucleoplasm
Source: RefSeq, a predicted model, not a curated record